Messenger RNA from Lathyrus sativus (Indian pea), 1935 nucleotides. NCBI's taxonomy places the organism in Eukaryota, Viridiplantae, Streptophyta, Magnoliopsida, Fabales, Fabaceae. The record is from the annotation of a GenBank genome assembly.
AUGGCUUCCGACACCGCUUCUCGUUCGAGUUCCGCGGCCGAUUCCUACAUUGGGUGCUUGAUUAGUUUGACGUCCAAAAGUGAGAUCAGAUACGAGGGCGUUCUCUACAACAUCAACACCGAUGAAUCCAGUAUUGGCCUAAAAAAUGUGCGCUCUUUUGGAACUGAAGGAAGGAAAAAGGACGGUCCACAAAUUCUGCCAGGUGACAAGGUCUAUGAGUAUAUACUCUUCCGCGGGACGGACAUCAAGGAUUUACAGGUGAAAUCUUCUCCACCUGUCCAGCCUACUGCACCAACAAAUACCGACCCAGCUAUUAUUCAGUCUCAGUAUCCCCGCUUAACCACACCUUCUACAAGUUUACCAGCUGCAAGUGGAUCUUUGACUGAUGCUAGUCCUCAUACAACACAGCUUGGACACCCAGGGUCAAAUUUUCAAGGGCCUUUGUAUCAACCUGGAGGAAAUGUAGUAUCAUGGGGAGCUUCUUCGCCUUCUCCAAAUGUAAAUGGUGGCGGGCUUGCUAUGCCAAUGUAUUGGCAAGGAUAUUAUGGUGCCCCAAAUGGGCUUCCUCAGUUACAUCAGCAAACUUUGCUACGACCUCCUGGCUUAUCCAUGCCUUCAUCUAUGCAGCAACCAAUGCCUUCAUCUUUGCAGCAGCCAAUGCAUUCAUCUAUGCAGCAGCCUAUGCCUUCAUCUUUGCAGCAGCACAUGCCUUCAUCUUUGCAGCAGCACAUGCCUUCAUCGUUGCAGCAGCCAUUGCCUUCAUCGAUGCAGCAGCCAUUGCAGUAUCCCAAUUUUAGCCCCUCUUUACCAACUGGGCCUUCCAAUUUUCCAGAAUUUCCUUCAGCUUUCCUCCCUGUGGGUACUAGUUCCCCUAAUAUAACAUCUACUUCUGCACCUCCAUCAAAUCUUCCGACAACAGUUUCACCUCCAGCACCUUUGGCCACACUAGCUCCUGAAACUUUUCAAGUAUCAGUUCCAAACAAGGCACAGUCUGUGUCCCUUCCUGCAGUCACAUUAGGUGCUAACUUGUCUUCACUAGCUUCUUUUACCAAUGGUGGUUCCGAUAUGAGUGCUUCUGUACCAAUGGCCAAUAAACCUAAUGCAAUUUCAGCUCCAAGUUUGUCAUACCAAACUGUACCCCAGCAGAUGGCUCCUUCAAUUGUUGGCUCUUCGAGUUCUAUCCGCACAGAACCACCCGUCCCUUCUCUGGUAACCCCAGCUCAAUUAUUGCAGUCUGGGCAAUCUGUAGUAGCUUCAUCUAAGCCUUCACAAACAGCACACAAGGAUGUUGAAGUGGUUCCGGUAUCAUCAACUUCACCUACAGAGCCACCUGUGUCUGUCGCUGCUGAAUCCCAGCCACCCAUACUUCCAUUGCCAGUGACUUCACGCCCAACUCACAGGCCCGGGGGAGCUUCUAGCCAAACUCCUCAUGGCUAUGGUUACAGAGGACGUGGAAGAGGAAGAGGAAUCCAGGGUUUCCGCCCAGCUGAAAGAUUCACUGAGGACUUUGACUUCACAGCAAUGAAUGAGAAGUUCAAAAAGGAUGAAGUAUGGGGUCACCUGGGUAAAAGUAACAAGAAAGAUGGGGAAGAAAAUGCUAGUGAUGAAGACGGCGGUCAAUAUGAAGACGAUGGUGAUGUAUCAAACUUGGAGGUUAAGCCUGUUUACAACAAGGAUGAUUUCUUUGACUCUCUCUCCUGCAACUCACUCAACAAUGAUCCACAAAAUGGAAGGAUUAGAUAUUCAGACCAAAUCAAGAUGGAUACCGAGACAUUUGGUGAUUUUACGAGGCAUCGUGGUGGCUGGGGUGGCCGUGGUCCAUGGCGCGGUGGUGGCGGCGGACGUGCUCGAGGUGGUGGUUUUUAUGGAAGAGGAUAUGGCUAUGGCGGUGGAAGAGGAAGAGGUGGACGUGGCAUGCCUGGCGGUCGUUUUUAG